AGCCCUAAAUGAAGUUUUUGUGACAAAAAUAGCAUCUCCUAGUUUAUUUGACAAAAAUAGCACUCAUUUAUUUUUAAUUUAAUAAAUUUAAUAAACAAAAGGAAGGGAAAAAGCAUUUCACGAUAACUGUCGUCACUCCACGAUAAGGCGAUGACGGAGACGAUUUUAGGUGAUAGCUGCCAGCGACAGAGAAAGCUGCCAGCGACGGAGAGAUCUGCCUGCGACGGAGAAAGCUUCACCUAUUUUCGAACUUCAAACUGUUUGGAUGAUGAAGACGAAGUUUGCAUCUGCGAGGAACUUGACGAUUUGGUAUUUGGAGAACUUGAGGCUGGAGAAGGCACUAGAAUGGACAUCUCAGUUUCUGUGCCACCAAGUGAUACAUGUUCAACGCCUGAAAAAGGACAGGGCAAUUAUUCAUUAUUUUUGCCUCCUGCUCGAGAUUCUGCUGUGAUUUCUAUAGGAAGUACACAUUCAACGGCUGCACAUGAAAAUCAGAAGAACCUCAUCCUUUAGUUGGAACUUCUUCUAUCUCUGCUGCACAUGAAAACCAAAAGGAACCUUAUCUUUCAGUUGGAACUUCUUUUAUCUCUGCUACACAUGAAAACCAGAAGGAACCUCAUCCAUCAGUCGGAACUUCUUCCAUAUCUGUGCCAUAUAGUAAUACAUGUUCAACGACUGAAAAGGGAAUAGGCAAUAAGUCAUUGGAUCUGCUUCCUGCUCCACAUCGUAGUCCGAUUCCUAUAGGAGGUGUACAUUCAACACAAGGUGCUGAUGAUAUAUAUAUUAAUAAAUAUUUCAUGAACAAGGCUGAGUUAAUGCAGAAGAUGAGGACAUGGGAGUUGGAGUAUAAGUUUGAGUUUAGGUAUCGAUGGUCUAACAAAGAGAGAGUGGUUUUGGUAUCUGUAGAUGAUAAAUGUACUUGGAGGAUGCGUGAAAUGAGGGUAGACUCUUCUGAUUUCUUUGUGGUGAAAAGUAUUGUCAUGAGCACACAUGUGACACUACACACAGAAAUGAAAAUCAUAGGCAAGCUACUGCGAAGUUAUAAAAUCUCUUUUUAUGUCAUGAUGUGUUUCGUGUUUCAUAGAAAUAUAUACGUUUGUUUGUAUAAGAUCUUAUAAUUAGAAGCUUGGCUCACUGGUUACAUGUUCUAUUACAAAAACAAUAGGUCCCGGUUUUGAAUCUUGGUGGAAGUAACUAUUACAGCUUUUUUUUUA
Molecule: messenger RNA, 1214 nt
Organism: Arabidopsis lyrata subsp. lyrata
Lineage: Eukaryota; Viridiplantae; Streptophyta; Magnoliopsida; Brassicales; Brassicaceae
Exons: 6
Coding region: 151-513 (120 amino acids)
Source: RefSeq, a predicted model, not a curated record